CCGAUUUGGGACCAUCGUCAUCAUAUCAUACGAUGCAUCUAGCAACACACUUGUGUGUGGACUAGAUAAAAGAAAAAGAUGGGGAACUGAGUUCGUGGAAAGAUGUGAUUAGCACUCGAGGGAGUCCACUGUUUUUCGGAAGUUUCACAGUAACCUAAUUUACGGACCGGAAUCGUCUCAAAGUCGACAUCUGAGAAGUGAAAAAACGUUGAAGAAGAAGUAAAAACGCAUUUUCUAGUUUAAAACGUCAUUGAAACGAAUUAAAUUUUGUAGCCUAUCUCAUAUAUAUAAAUGUAUAUACACAGAAACUGAAUUAGAAUAAGUCUCGAUUAGUGUUUAACCAUGCAAGACGUUAGAGCAUCUCUCCGGCCAACAUUCGAACGAAGUAAAAUGGGUUUUAUGAAAGCUCUCAAGUGGCAAUUUUUGCCAGCAGUGGUCUGUUUCAAUUUGGCCUAUUUGAUUUCUUACCUAUUCCCCUUUUGGUGCUUUAUUUUGAUCGUGAGUGGGUUAGCCCAGGUGAUCUACGGCUACUACAAUUCUAUGUCCAUCUCGCCGCAAGGUCGAGGCGUGCUGAUUACCGGAUGCGAUUCCGGCUUUGGACAUCAGUUAGCAGAGAAGCUGCAUUCGAUGGAUUUUACCGUCUUUGCCGGUUGCCGAGAUGAAAAGAGUUACGGGGCAUUAGGUUUGCAAAGCAUAGGGAAUGAAACUGGAAGGUUGCACGUUAUCAAAUUAGACGUUACCAGUAACGAAGAUGUGAAGAAAGCUCGUGAAUAUGUCGAAAAUCAUCUUCCGGCCUUGGGGAUGUGGGCUGUUGUCAAUAAUGCUGGUCGCUACAUUGUUGGUUUCCUCGAAUGGCUUGCCAUGGAAGAUUACAAUAAGGUUGCAGCAGUUAAUUUGUUUGGUGCUAUACGUGUGACGAAAGAAUUUUUACCACUCAUCCGCAAGAGCCAUGGGCGGGUUGUUAACGUCUCUUCCAUCCUGGGUCGUAUUCCAGACCCAUUUUUGGGUGCUUACAGCAUCACGAAAUUCGCACUUGAAGCCUAUUCGGACAUUCUUCGUUUUGAAAUGAUCCCGUUUAAUGUGAAAGUCAGCAUGAUUGAACCGGGUAACUUCUUGGCUGCUACAAAUGUUCUUUCUGGAAAGGAAGGUUUGAUUGCAAUGGCCAACAAGACGUGGCACAAACUCGAUGAAUCCAUCCAGAAAGACUAUGGAAAAGAGACUUUCGACAGGCAGCUACGUAUCGUAGAAAUUCUUAUGAAACUCUCGGAAAGAGAUAGUGGAUCCGUCGUAUCUGCUAUGACAGAUGCUGUGUAUCGAGAAUAUCCCAAGCAUCGCUAUUUGGAAGCCAAUCUAAUUGAUAAAGCUAUGGCCUAUUGCAUCCAAUUUGUGCCUACAUCGUGGACUGACAGUCUGAGACUAGGAUUCCAAAAACAGUUAAUUAAUCUGUAUCGCUAAGGCACCGUCCUUCUGUUUCAUUCAAUAGGCAAACUAUCCGGCGUAUCCCCAGAAUUGAUUUCUACACAGAAUGUUUUAGCUCUGAAUUAUUUUUGCAUCUAGAAACUAAAAAAAAGUGAAAAACUA
Daphnia magna is the source of this 1581-nucleotide messenger RNA. Its product is annotated as D-beta-hydroxybutyrate dehydrogenase, mitochondrial. The record is from RefSeq and is a predicted model, not a curated record. Gene Ontology annotation, molecular function: oxidoreductase activity. Lineage: Eukaryota; Metazoa; Arthropoda; Branchiopoda; Diplostraca; Daphniidae. The coding region runs from base 343 to 1455 and encodes 370 amino acids. The transcript has 4 exons.